Messenger RNA from Austrofundulus limnaeus, 1763 nucleotides. RefSeq names its product cnksr family member 3 (gene cnksr3). Gene Ontology annotation, biological process: regulation of signal transduction. Gene Ontology annotation, cellular component: membrane; cytoplasm. Gene Ontology annotation, molecular function: protein binding. The record is from RefSeq and is a predicted model, not a curated record. NCBI's taxonomy places the organism in Eukaryota, Metazoa, Chordata, Actinopteri, Cyprinodontiformes, Rivulidae.
GGCUGGAGGACUGCCUGCAGCAGUACAUCCCAUCCUUCCAUCAGCAGCAGGUUGACGGGGAAAAGCUGCUCAGGAUGUCCCACCAGGACCUGCUGGGUCUGGGCGUGGCCUGGGUUGGACACCAGGAGCUGAUCCUGGAGGCCGUGGACCUGCUCUGCGUUCUGAACUACAGCGUGGAGUCAGACAACCUUAACAGUCUGGUGGGGACAAUGAGAACUGCCCACCAGAACCUGAGCGGUGCCGUUUUACAGCGCAGGAAGAACCCCGCCCACCAGAACAAAACCUCCAUUCAACCCUCCAACGACUUCCUGAGCGCUGUGGUCCAGCUGAUCACCACUGCUAAGAGUCUGCUGGCCUGGCUCGACAGGACUCCACUGAACAACACCAACGACUUCACAUCUACCAAAGGCAGAAUCAUCCAUCUGUGUCUGGAGCUCACCUCAACCGUGCAGAAGGACUGCACCAUCUUUGAGAUGGAGGAGAAGAUCCUGGAGGUGUCACAAUAUCUGAAUGGACUGUGUGACAAGACAGUCCAGGUGACCUCUGACCUCUCCAAACCAGAUGUGUCCUGUCGGGAGGAAGUUCACAUCACCAACAUCAAACCUGGGGAGGGACUGGGAAUUUACAUCAAAUCCACCUAUGAUGGUCUUCAUGUCAUCACUGGAACCACAGAGAACUCUCCUGCAGAAAGAACUCAGAGGAUCCAUGCUGGAGAUGAAGUUAUCCAGGUCAACAAUCAGACGGUGGUCGGCUGGCAGCUGAAACACCUGGUGGAAAAGCUGAGAGCAGAGUCUGGAAGUGUUUUGUUGGUGCUAAGGAAGAGGCCGUGUGGAGUAUCUGGAUUCACACCUGCUCUGUUGAAAAACCUACGCUGGAGACCACCGUUAGUCCAGAAGUCUCCGAUAGCCCCAGGUCACCACAGAUCUCCAGAAUCCACAGAAGCUUCAAGAACCAGGAGGAAGACCACCAUUGUGGACCUGCACCCCCCAUUAGAAAAACCUUCAGGCGGAAACCCCCAUCCCAGAUCUCCAAACUCAUCUCUGGAUGCAGACGUUUACCUCCAGGACUCCGGACCUGAAGUCCGACGGCUGGUUCCGGUCCAACUCCGACAGCGCUCGUCUGCACGCUGCAAAGCUCGACCCGUCUCCAUGCCUGUGGACUCAGUUCUGAGUGGGUCCAAUUUGUCCAGGCGCACGGCUCAGGGACGAAAAGCUGAUGACCACCUGCACCGGUACCUGAGUAACGAGCGGAUCGGCACCAUCACAGAGGAGGAGCUACGCUUCCCUCUGCCGUACCGAGGUCGCCCAGCGGUACGUGGCGCCGACCACAUCAGAGGAAGCCGGUGCUUCAUCAACACCGACCUGCACCACAGCACCACCCUCAGGUACCAGGAGGCGGUGGAGACGAAGGCUGAGGUCGGCGCCGCUCGGCCCAGCAGAACCAAAACAUCCACAUCGCUGCUGGGCGGCUGGUUGGCCCGGCUCCGGCUGCUCAGUCAUUGAGAAGGACUCAGAAUCUGGACCAGGAUCUGGGUUUAGAAUCCAGUACCUUACAGGUUUAUCUUCUAGUUCUGACCACAUGUCCCGUAUGAAUGCAGUUUUAUUUUCCUGAUUUGUUUUCUGUAAAACCUUCACUGGACCUGCAAGAACCUGCUGAGCUAGAGGUUCUAAGGAAGGUGUUCCUCAAGGAUCCAUCUAUGACCUCUUUUUCUUUCUAUCUGUUAAUUCUGUUGUUUUUAAUAAAGAUACCUUGACUUUUCAGAA